AUGCAGAAUGACGAGCAAGUGUGGAGGGUACUUGAAGCCAAGUCCGCCGAGGAAAGCGAAAUCUACAGAAAACAAUUAGCGUUGCUGCUUGAGAUACGACAGCAGCUUCGUCAAAUGUUUCCCGUAACUCAAGAUACCAUUGAGCUUGCGCUACAGCCUGCACCUGCAAAGCAUCCAGAAUCUUUACACUGUGAUGCCCAACAAACCCCAGUGGUACCUAAGCAAUCGUUUGGACUAGUAGCCGUAUCCUAUAAUUUUAAGAACCUCCCGGCACUAUCGGAGAAAACCAAAGAGGUGGCAAUAUCGCUGUUCGACAGUCUAGUUGGCCAACGCUUCAACCACUUUUCGCAAAGGGGCUCCAAGCUGCUGCUGAACCCUUCAGUUAUUGAGUUCCAAGAUACCAUGAAAGAGCUCAAGAAGUUAUGCGCUGACGAACCAGAUUCUUCGUUUUUCAUGUGCUUGUCGACUCAUGGUGCUCGAGUUACUCGCGGUGCCAACGAGGGGUCAUAUGUGCUGUUCAGUGAAACGAGGCUUUCGUCAGAGGAAGAGCUAGUCCUAACGGCCAUUCAUGAACGCGAGCUUGCUGAAAUGAUUAAUGAUAUUCCGUGCAAGAACAAGUUUAUUGCACUCGAGCUUUGCCAAAUCCAAGAAACCAAAGACAGAGUCGACGAUGAUACUGAGACGAUUCAUCACCGUAUCCAUGAGCAGUUUUUCUCACAGUUAUACGAGCAAAUUGUGCAACUACGACUUCAGGGCUUACCUGAGAGCGGAAAGCGCCUACCUUCAAACGAAAAAAUUCAUGAGAAAGCAGUGCGAACCAACCCCAAGUUACUUAAUGUCAUAAUGGUGGAGUCGUGUAACGUGAACACCGAGGCCCCAGUUCGAGCAAAUGAAGAGCGCGUAAGCAACUUUUUGCUUCGAUUUCGUGAUGCAUUUCGGGGAGCCGCAAUAAUACCAGAGCUGGACAAAGAAAAUGGCUUUGAGCAAGAUCCUCGCCCGUCGCUUUUUGCUAAAGACGUGCUAAAAUAUGUUUGCAAGGCUAUUCGCGAGGAUGCUGCAAAGCACAACGCUCUUGUCCACUCUGAAUACAAGAGUCAGGUUCGAACAAGAUAUGAACACGCUGCCGAGUUCCAGGAUAUAACUCAAACACCUUCUGUAUUAGGUGCUGAGCACGCGACUGACUUCGGACUAGGGGAAAUACCAGAACCACCAACCGUAUCGCUGGCGCCACCUUUAUUCGUCUCGUCAACUUUAAACAGCAUCACUUUAACAUGGGCCACACCCGUUUCAAGUACUGAGGUUCCGACUGUGCUCGGAUUUCACAUCCAACGCCGUGGUUUCGGUCGGGCUUGCGCCGAUGGAGCAGGUGAAGCGAGUGUUUGGAAGAGAGCUGCUGCUUUCCAAGUCUUAUGCUACGAGGACGUUGCGAGAAACGGAAUGAUUCCUCCCACGACAGUCACAAUAUUUGGACUAGCAACAGAUACAGCUUACUGUUUCAGAGUUCGCGCACGGACUGCUGGAGGCUGGGGGCCAUUUUCCCCCUCCACGACAGGUUAUCGUACACAGUCCGCUACUUCUACACUGGACCAGCACGAAGCCAUUCGACUUGCUGCAACCCGGGAAGGUGCAAAGGGUAUCGCAAAACUGAUGGACAAGCACAAGAACGCUGGUGCUGUCCAACGAUAUGCGGCAGAAAUUCUAGCGACGAUGGCAAUGAAAGGGAGCUCGUCAGUUGGUGGGCGAAAUGGUGGUAUGGGAUCACUUGAACCUACCGAUUUGCCCGUUGUGAUCGCCGUUCGAAAUGCGAUGCUGAAAUUCAAGAAGGAUAUGCAUCUCCAGCGACAAGGUUGUCUUCUGCUUGGACGUCUUGCAGGAUGUAGUGCAUCCUGGAACAGAGCACUCCAGUCAAUAGGAUCGCCGUCAAUUUCAAGUAUCCUACAGAGUAUUGCAAGUCGAACUGAAUGUGACUACAACAGCGAACUCACUCGCACUGCUGCUUGGGCUCUCAAGCAAGAACAAGUUGGAUCAGUAUCUUUGCGGCAAAAACCACAGCGAGUACUCACUGAGAACGAAGCUGCGGUUCGACUUCAAGGUCUCUAUCGAUGUCGAAAAGCAAGAGAGGGUGUACGAGCGCUGGCACGUUUGGUGUACGCCCAAGCGAUUGAUCCAACAACCGGCAUGGCCUACGUUUACAACACACGCACGGGAGCUACGUUUUGGGAACUGCCGCAGUUCGCUUCGUAACGAGAACUGGAGUGAAAUGAAUAGUAUUAUCCUCUAUCUUCAAUGCCAAACCUGGUCAGG
This is a messenger RNA of Phytophthora nicotianae INRA-310, 2304 nucleotides long. RefSeq lists its product as hypothetical. The transcript has 7 exons. The record is from RefSeq and is a predicted model, not a curated record. Gene Ontology annotation, molecular function: protein binding. The coding region runs from base 1 to 2244 and encodes 747 amino acids. NCBI's taxonomy places the organism in Eukaryota, Oomycota, Peronosporomycetes, Peronosporales, Peronosporaceae.